UCCUGUGGAACUGAAGCCCUGUGACCCCAAGAGCAUGCUGAAAAGUCCACCGCCAUUGCCAAGCCAGAUGUUUGAAGGGACGAAUGUUGGGCGUGGCAAUGGGAUUCCUACUGUGUGGGUGGGUGACGUUUACAAGGAGGGAAACCUUGUGACAACCGCCGGUCUAACAGUGUGGCAUAUUAACGAGUACAGACACUUUGAGGUACAGCCAGCACAACAUGGACAUUUCCACUCAGGGGAAGGCUACGUGAUCAGGUGGGCCUACUUUGUGCUCGCCGACAGAAUAGUCAAAGAUCGGAAGUCCCGUUGUCGUUCAACCGUUGCUGGGCGCGUCCGCUGCGCUUACUUUUUCUGGCAAGGAAAUGACUGUUCUGUGAAUGAGAAGGGUGCAGCUGCCAUCAUGGCUGUAGAACUUGAUGAAGAAAAAGGACCGCAGGUAAGAGUGGUGCAAGGAAAGGAAACUCCAGUAUUUCUAAAUCUCUUCAAAGGGGGAAUGAUUAUCCAUACUGGCAGUUAGGCUACUUGACUCGAGAACAGAAGCAUCUCUCAUUCUGUGUGAAUAAAAGAGCCGAUGAAAACUCAUGUUGAGACCCGCCUGCGAGCAAGCCUCAUUCUUAGCGCUGCAGGACGCGCGUUUCUCC
Pocillopora damicornis (cauliflower coral) is the source of this 641-nucleotide messenger RNA. RefSeq lists its product as uncharacterized. Gene Ontology annotation, biological process: cytoskeleton organization; actin filament severing; actin polymerization or depolymerization. The record is from RefSeq and is a predicted model, not a curated record. Gene Ontology annotation, molecular function: actin filament binding; phosphatidylinositol-4,5-bisphosphate binding. Lineage: Eukaryota; Metazoa; Cnidaria; Anthozoa; Scleractinia; Pocilloporidae. Gene Ontology annotation, cellular component: actin cytoskeleton; cytoplasm.